UUGUUGUUGGCAUUGGCGUGACAAUGCAGGUUCGUCCUCCCAAACAUAAAAAAAAACACACUUUUCAUUUUGUAAGGACCAAUUAGCAGUGAAACAGGAAGAUAUUUAAAAUGUUCAAAAAUAAAACAACAAGGGGGAAAAAAAUAAAAAGCAUGAACGCAGCUCUGUUCGGACUGGGCUGGGUCUCCUCCUUCUCCGGGACUCACCUGGAGACGAACUCCCACCUGUAAAAGCAGACCGCUGCAUUGCGCCACGCCUCUCCUGGAUAUGUGCGUCCUUUGUCCAGACUUGGGGCUGAAACAUGGUUUGACUGACAUUAUGCGCGAUGAAUGCCACACGGGGUCUCCUGACGGUUUUGAGUCUGGUGUGCCACACUGAGUCGAUGUGCUCACCGACCUCCUACUACAAGAACUGCUGGAUCCGUCGGUUCCCGGGGAUCUUCAUCGACAUCGAGGAGUCUCAGAGAAGAGGCGCGCAGCUGCUGAGGUCCUACCCGGAGGAGACGGCGCUGAAAUGCAGCCGCAGCUGCUGCGUCACCAGAAACUUUUCCUGCAAUCUGGCCAUAUUUCACUUUGACACCACACAGGAGAACGUGAACUGCGUCCACCUGCACUGUCCAACUCUGGAGAGUUGCAUUCUGAGUCACAGGGAGAACGUCGUCCUCUACAACAUCACAAAGGGUGUGGAUCCUGAUCUGUUAGUGUUUGGGAAACACUUUACCUCCACCGUCCGCGUGCUACCCCACCACUACGGCAAAGUGAACGCCUCAGAUCCRCUGCCCUCAGACAAGCGAAACUUCAUCCAUCCGCCUCCUCAUCCCGUGCGGCCCCCCACCGCCGCUCCCUCUGUGAAGCCAUCCAUUCCACCGACUGAAGCAGACACCACGGCGCAGCAGAGCACCCGUCAACUCACGACCGAUUCCACAACUAAAUCAGCCUUCACCGAACAAACCUCCCCGCCGUCUGACAAUCCCGUCCAAACAACAACUCUGACGACCGCUGCAACAUCUGCUGAGCCGAGCAUCGCCACAUCAAACCCCAUUACAUCUCCGACCUCCGUUGACCUGGAGACGCCUGCGGGGYUAUCUACAACAACUGCAACACCCUUCACAUCCAUCCCAGCCACCACCGUUCAUAAGGUGACCAGCGGCACUUCAGCGACCGCAACUCUCACGAGUGAGACAGGGCGCAGCAACAGCAGCAUAGACGUCACCGCCGGGGGGAACUACACCGCAGGCGGUGAUGAAGGUCAGGAAGUCGGUGAGGACGACACCGCGGAAGAGCCGGGGUCUGGGUGGCAUGUGGCUGCGCACACUCUACUGGUUGCUGUGGCCAUUUGCGUCACACUGCUGCUGAGCUGCUGCUGCUCUGUGCUGCUGGUGGUGAGCUGGAGGGGCCAGAGAAAGAGGGUGGGCCGCUAUCGCACAUCGUGGAGAGGGAAGCGAGCUUCCAUGCGUCUGAUUAAGUAUGUGCUGGUGAAAGAGAACUCCUGAAACACAGAACUGGUACAAGAAAUGAGGUGAUGCUUAACCGCAGUAGGCCUGGGCCUUCUACUAGUAUCAAAGUAUACCAGACUUCUUAGAAGUUCCCAAACCGCUACAAUUUAACAAGAUGUCAACGUUUUCUUUGGCUGCACGGAGUAACAUAUUACCACGCUGCAUCAAUAUGUUGUGAACUGCUGGUCAGCUAGCUGAAAACGGCAUACUAUAUUUGAUCCUGUGCUUACAAGAAAGACAAAUAUUCUUGUUUGGGAAAUUUUUCAAACUAAAAGGGGCAGCACCUCUUAUUAACCAGCUGAAAUCGGCUUGUUGCACCUGCGUAACUUUAGUUAGAGCAGCAAUAAAAUUCAGCAUUCUAAAACUACGAAGUCAAAACCUUCAAGAUUUAAAUAUUAAGAACUAGAGGCGCACACUUGUUCAAUUACUUAGGACAAAUUACAUCUCAGCUAAUGACUUGGAAGCAUUUAGGCAUGCAGACUUCUCAAAGAUGACUUGCCGAAAUUCAAACUGAGCGUCACAAGGGAUUUAGAAGGGAUUUAGGUGAUUUUGACUGGCAUGGUUGUUAGUGCAUAACAGACUGGUCUGAGUAUUUCAGAGGCAACAAUUCACACAGGUUCACCAAAAUGAAACAAUAUCAGAAUGGAAAAAUGGACAUCAUCUGAACAGGGCAUCUACAGGUUUCAGUACAUCACACUGAAAACUUUUAAAGAUAUUUUUUAAUGCUAGCUUGAAUACAUUUUAAGAUAGAAAAAAACUAUUAAUAUUGGGGAAGACCUGUAUAUUCUGCUGGCUCUUACGGGCUUGCAACAGAAGUGAGCCAGUGACUAAAACGAACGUCGUCUACGUCAUUAUUGACACGAUAAACGCUGAUAAAAGCUAGGUAGGCUAUUUGCCUGACAGAAAAUUUACGCAAGAAUAAUUUUUAAAAAAUCUAAAAAAUGCAAGAUUGAGUAGUCCUGCCACGACAAAGUAGACAAGAGACUAGCGUGUUAAAGGCCAGAUUUAUGUACAUAAUACUUUUUUCUUAAUGAAUCCAAGUCAUUUUAGGCCUUCAUUUUAGACUAAGGAUUCGCGGACACUGAAUGGGCCUCGAUUUCUGCUGCGACAUCUAGGUGGUAAGGUCCAACUUAGGCUGUUGUUGGCAUUAUGAUGUUUUGAAUAUUUUCCUGGGACACUUUAGUACUGCCACCCGGACUGAGUCGGUCCAACAAAAACAGAAUAAAAUCAUCUGCAGCAACUGAAAGACACCAUGGACAUGGUUCUGAAGGCAAAAUAAGGUCCAACCUGGUCCUACAAAGUUACAGGUGAGCCACUGUAAAUAAUGUUGCUGUCCAUUACUUAGAGGCAGUAGAAAUGACUUUUGCCUUCUGUUUUCAAAAAGUGAUUAAUGUUUUAAAUAUUUGCAUAAGUUCUUUAGAACUGUGGCAUUUUUUUUUUUACCAAAGGCAACAAUACCGUGAGAAUUACAUGCCUACACAUAAAUUUGUACACAUUGUGUUAUAUCAGCUCUAGUUUUCAAGAUGUUUGAUGUAAAAUGCAUCAGCUUUUUAUUUAUUUUGUUGCAGACAUGCAGGAACAAAAUGUGAAGAUUCCUAAAUAGAAAAGAGGCUGAAUUGAGCUGCCAUCUUUUUGGUUUCAUAGUCGACAGCCUGUGAUAUGUUGAAACGUUGCUGUACAUCAACUGACCAGAUGGAGACCACGUUUUCUGUUUAUUGUCUGACCUUAAAAAAAAAACACAGAUUACAGACAGAAUGUCUUCCAAGAGGGACGAACUGUCUCAGGAAGCAUCUUUCCUGAUGAUACGAUCAAAUUCAAAGCUGAUUCUU
Poecilia reticulata (guppy) is the source of this 3324-nucleotide messenger RNA. RefSeq names its product MANSC domain containing 4 (gene mansc4). The record is from RefSeq and is a predicted model, not a curated record. NCBI's taxonomy places the organism in Eukaryota, Metazoa, Chordata, Actinopteri, Cyprinodontiformes, Poeciliidae.